Malus domestica (apple) is the source of this 7405-nucleotide messenger RNA. RefSeq names its product glutamate synthase [NADH], amyloplastic-like. The record is from RefSeq and is a predicted model, not a curated record. Gene Ontology annotation, molecular function: FMN binding; glutamate synthase (NADH) activity; flavin adenine dinucleotide binding. NCBI's taxonomy places the organism in Eukaryota, Viridiplantae, Streptophyta, Magnoliopsida, Rosales, Rosaceae.
AAACCCAAAAGCUGAAAGGGCCGCCCGUUUCCCUGUUUGCGCUGCCUCCCUCCCUCUCCCUCCCCCUCCCUCUCUCAGUUUUCUCUCACUAUUUUCCGGGAAAAUCACUUUCUCGCUUACUUUCUGGGAAAAUCGACACCAGGACGUAGCAGGGCAUAGAAAACACCGGCGAAUUUGUUGACCUUUUCUCCCCCUUCCCUCUUCCAGUCUUUCUCCUCCCCAGUCUCGAAACGGUGUCGUCUUCAGAUCUUAGAGGAAAACCUCAGUCUCUCUUUUACUCUGGAUCUAAAUCCUGUGUUAGUCUCCUAAUCAAACUCUCGAAUACGGGAUUAAGAUUCCUGAAACGACUCAGAUUCUAAGCACAUAUUUGACUAAGUCAUUAUAUAUAUAUAUAUAUAUAUAUAUAUAUAUAUAUAUAUUUCUGUAUAAUCAUUGUUACAUACUCGCUCAAAUAAUCGGAAUCCAAUCCGAUUCUAUUUCUGAAUAAUGUUGGCGAGCACUGGCGGUUCCGUCGUUCAGCUCCGAACCAAACCGUCGCUCCUGCCGUCCUGCUCUCCUUCCCGGAAAUCAUGCAAGGCUCUGGCCAAGAAGUUCUUCGGGACCAGAUUGAGGGCGUCCGGAUCCGAGAGGCUCCAUUUGUGGCGCUCCGACGGUCCCGGUCGCUCGCCGAAGCUCCGAGUCGUCGUGCGCAACAUGCUCUCCGCCGUUCCAGAGAAGCCCCUCGGGCUAUACGACCCGUCGUUCGAUAAGGACUCGUGUGGUGUCGGCUUCGUCGCCGAAUUGUCCGGCGAAGGCAGCCGCAAAACGAUUACGGAUGCAAUUGAAAUGCUGGUGCGGAUGACGCACAGAGGAGCGUGUGGGUGUGAAACGAAUACCGGUGAUGGAGCUGGGAUUCUCGUCGGUGUUCCGCACGACUUCUACAAGGAGGUAACCAAAGAUGCCGGGUUUGAUAUUCCACCGGCAGGGGAGUACGCUGUUGGAAUGUUCUUCUUGCCCACAUCUGAGAGCCGAAGAGAAGAAAGCAAAAGAGUAUUUGCAAAGGUUGCAGAGUCCCUUGGACACACUGUUCUGGGGUGGCGAUCUGUUCCAACAGAUAACUCAGACUUGGGGAAUUCUGCUUUGCAGACUGAACCUGUUAUUGAGCAAGUGUUCCUUACUGCGACCCCAAAGUCAAAAGUUGAUUUCGAACGACAGAUGUACAUACUAAGAAGGCUGUCAAUGGUUGCUAUCCGAGCUGCAUUAAACCUUGAACACGGUGGUGCUAAGGACUUUUAUAUAUGUUCGCUGUCCUCAAGGACUGUUGUUUACAAAGGUCAGCUGAAGCCCGUUCAGCUGAAGGGUUAUUAUUAUGCAGAUCUUGGCAAUGAAAGGUUUACGAGCUACAUGGCCCUGGUACACUCUCGAUUCUCAACAAAUACCUUUCCCAGCUGGGAUCGUGCUCAGCCUAUGCGUGUCAUUGGCCACAAUGGUGAAAUCAACACCCUCAGAGGAAAUGUUAACUGGAUGAAGGCACGCGAGGGACUGCUGAAGUGUAAGGAACUUGGUCUAUCAGAAAAUGAUUUAAAAAAACUUUUACCCAUUGUGGACGCCAGUUCUUCAGAUUCAGGAGCUUUUGAUGCUGUCCUUGAACUUCUGGUUCAAGCUGGAAGAAGCCUCCCCGAAGCUAUCAUGAUGAUGAUUCCUGAAGCAUGGCAAAAUGACAAGAACAUGGACCCGGAUAGGAAAGCCCUGUAUGAGUAUUUCUCAUCUCUCAUGGAGCCAUGGGAUGGGCCAGCUCUCAUAUCAUUUACUGAUGGCCGCUAUUUGGGAGCUACACUGGAUCGUAAUGGACUCAGACCUGGUCGAUUUUACGUCACUCACAGCGGACGGGUUAUUAUGGCCAGUGAAGUUGGCGUCGUAGACAUUCCACCGGAAGAUGUCAGCAGGAAAGGAAGACUUAACCCUGGAAUGAUGCUUUUGGUGGACUUUGAGAACCACGUUGUGGUGGAUGAUGAAGCGUUGAAGCAGCAAUAUUCUUUGGCAAGGCCGUAUGCGGAGUGGCUUCAAAGGCAAAAGAUUGAGCUCAAGGACAUUGUAGAUUCUGUUCAUGAAUCUGACAGGGUCCCUCCGUCCAUAGCUGGAGUUAUUCCUGCAUCUACUAAUGAUGAAACCAUGGAAAACAUGGGAAUCCAUGGUUUAUUGGCACCGCUGAAAGCUUUUGGUUAUACAGUUGAAUCCUUGGAAAUGUUGUUGCUUCCCAUGGCAAAAGAUGGCGUAGAGGCUCUUGGGUCGAUGGGAAAUGAUACCCCAUUGGCUGUUAUGUCUAAGAGAGAAAAGCUUACCUUUGAGUAUUUCAAGCAAAUGUUUGCUCAAGUAACAAACCCUCCAAUUGACCCCAUUCGAGAGAAGGUGGUCACUUCUAUGGAAUGCAUGAUUGGUCCAGAGGGUGCUUUGACAGAAACCACCGAAGAACAAUGUCAUCGUCUCUCACUCAAAGGUCCUCUUUUAACCAUUGAUGAAAUGGAAGCAAUCAAGAAAAUGAACUAUAGAGGUUGGCGCUGUAAAGUUCUUGAUAUAACUUAUUCCAAGGGACGUGGUAGGGAAGGAUUGGAGGAAACCUUGGAUAGGAUUUGUUCUGACGCACAUGAAGCAAUAAAGAAGGGAUACACCACUCUUGUUCUUUCAGACAGAGCCUUCUCCCCAAAGCGCGUUGCAGUAAGCUCCCUCUUGGCUGUUGGCGCUGUUCAUCAACAUCUAGUUAAAAACCUUGAACGCACACAAGUGGGGUUGAUAAUUGAAUCUGCUGAGCCACGUGAAGUUCACCAUUUCUGUACACUGGUUGGUUUUGGUGCAGAUGCUAUCUGCCCUUACUUGGCUAUAGAGGCCAUUUGGAGGCUGCAGGUGGACGGAAAGAUUCCACCAAUAGCUAAUGGUGCAAUAUACUCCAAAGAUGAAUUGGUUAAAAAGUACUUCAAAGCAAGCACAUAUGGAAUGAUGAAGGUUCUUGCCAAGAUGGGGAUUUCUACUUUGGCCUCUUACAAGGGUGCACAGAUUUUUGAAGCUUUGGGUCUUUCAUCUGAAGUAAUGAGGUGCUUUGCAGGAACCCCUAGUAGAGUUGAGGGUGCAACAUUCGAGAUGCUAGCUCACGACGAACUUCAUAUGCACGAAUUGGCAUUUCCCUCUCGAAGCUAUCCUCCAGGAAGUGCAGAAGCUGUAGCACUACCAAAUCCUGGGGAUUACCAUUGGAGAAAAGGUGGUGAGGUACACCUAAACGAUCCUGUUGCUAUAGCAAAACUUCAAGAGGCUGCCAGAACUAACAGUGUUGCUGCAUAUAAAGAAUACUCCAAGCUUAUUCAUGAAUUAAAUAAAGCCUGCAAUCUCCGCGGUCUUUUGAGAUUUAAAAACACAGAGCAGCAGAUUCACUUGGAUGAAGUGGAACCUGCUAGCGAGAUUGUUAAACGGUUCUGUACUGGUGCUAUGAGUUAUGGAUCAAUAUCAUUGGAAGCGCAUAGUACACUGGCCAUUGCUAUGAACAGAAUUGGAGGAAAGUCAAAUACAGGUGAGGGAGGUGAGCAGCCAUCUCGUAUGGAGCCUCUUCCAGAUGGUUCAAGGAAUCCAAAGAGGAGUGCAAUUAAGCAGGUUGCCAGUGGGAGAUUUGGAGUUUCAAGUUACUAUCUGACGAAUGCUGAUGAACUCCAGAUAAAAAUGGCUCAGGGUGCCAAGCCUGGUGAAGGAGGUGAGCUUCCUGGACACAAGGUUAUUGGAGACAUUGCUGUCACCAGGAAUUCUACUGCUGGUGUGGGUCUUAUCAGUCCACCUCCCCAUCAUGAUAUCUACUCGAUUGAAGACCUUGCCCAAUUAAUUCAUGAUCUUAAGAAUGCUAACCCAGCAGCUCGAAUUAGUGUCAAGUUGGUAUCGGAAGCAGGUGUGGGAGUAGUUGCUAGUGGAGUUGUGAAGGGGCAUGCUGAUCAUGUUUUGAUCUCUGGACACGAUGGAGGCACAGGGGCCUCUAGAUGGACAGGAAUUAAGAAUGCAGGGCUUCCAUGGGAACUUGGUUUGGCUGAGACUCAUCAAACCUUGGUUUCUAAUGAUCUUCGUGGCCGCACUACUCUCCAGACUGAUGGCCAACUAAAAACUGGAAGAGAUGUUGCCAUAGCUACACUUCUUGGUGCGGAAGAGUUUGGCUUCAGCACUGCACCUCUCAUAACCCUUGGCUGCAUUAUGAUGCGGAAGUGCCACAAGAACACAUGUCCUGUUGGUAUCGCAACUCAAGAUCCAGUACUUCGUGAGAAGUUUGCUGGAGAACCUGAACAUGUUAUUAAUUUUUUCUUUAUGAUUGCUGAGGAACUCAGAGAGAUAAUGGCGCAGCUUGGUUUCCGUACCAUAAAUGAGAUGGUUGGUCGUUCAGAUAUGCUUGAAGUUGAUAGAGAAGUGACUAAAAACAAUGAGAAGCUUGACAAUAUUGAUCUAUCUUUGUUACUUCGACCUGCCGCAGACCUUCGGCCUGGAGCUGCACAAUAUUGUGUUGAGAAACAAGACCAUGGCUUGGAUAUGGCUCUUGAUCACAAGCUAAUUUCUAUGUCUAAAGCUGCUUUGGAAAAAGCUCUUCCUGUAUAUUUUGAGACACCAAUUUGCAAUGUGAACCGUGCCGUUGGUACAAUGCUUAGCCACGAGGUGACAAAACGUUACAACAGGGCUGGGCUUCCUGCUGACACCAUUCAUAUCAAAUUUAGUGGAAGUGGAGGACAGAGUCUUGGAGCAUUUUUGUGCUCUGGAAUCAUGCUUGAGCUUGAGGGUGACAGUAAUGAUUAUGUUGGUAAAGGUUUGUCUGGUGGAAAGAUUGUAGUUUAUCCUCCCAAGGGAAGCAGGUUUGACCCAAAAGAAAAUAUUGUCAUCGGUAAUGUAGCUUUAUAUGGUGCCACUAGUGGUGAGGCAUACUUCAAUGGAAUGGCAGCAGAGAGAUUUUGUGUUCGCAAUUCGGGGGCUAAGGCAGUUGUCGAGGGUGUUGGUGAUCAUGGCUGUGAAUACAUGACAGGUGGCACUGUUGUUGUGCUCGGGAAAACUGGCAGGAACUUUGCUGCUGGUAUGAGUGGUGGUAUUGCCUAUGUUUAUGACGUGGAUGGACAAUUUCGGUCUCGAUGUAAUCCUGAGCUUGUAGAUCUUGAUACACUUGAAGAAGAAGAUAUUCUGACUCUUCAAAUGAUGAUACAACAACAUCAACGUCACACAAACAGCCUGCUGGCCGUUCAAGUACUGGCUGAUUUUGAAAAUCUUCUGCCUAAGUUUAUCAAGGUUAUCCCAAGAGAGUACAAGCGAGUUCUUGCAGAUAUGAAAGAGGAAACCAAACAGGUUAUAGAGCACAAGGAGGAAGAUGAGCCAGAGCUUGAAGAGAAAGAUGCCUUUCAAGAACUUAAGAAGUUGGCGGCUGCAUCUUUAAAUGGGAAAUCCAAUCAGAAGGUAGAAGAUGCUGAAGCAUUGAAAAGGCCUUCUCAGGUCACUGAUGCUGUUAAACAUCGUGGUUUUAUUUAUUAUGAGCGCGAGGGCGUUCAAUAUAGGGAUCCCAAUGUUCGGAUGAAUGACUGGAAGGAAGUUAUGGAGGAAACUAAACCUGGACCACUUGUGAAGACUCAGUCAGCCCGUUGCAUGGACUGCGGGACUCCUUUCUGCCAUCAGGAGAACUCUGGAUGCCCUCUUGGUAACAAAAUACCAGAGUUCAAUGAGUUGGUGUACCAGAAUAGGUGGCAUGAAGCAUUAGAGAGACUUCUCGAGACAAAUAACUUCCCUGAGUUUACUGGUCGUGUUUGUCCAGCACCAUGUGAAGGUUCUUGUGUUCUGGGUAUUAUUGAGAAUCCUGUAUCUAUCAAAAGCAUAGAAUGUGCCAUCAUAGACAAGGCUUUUGAGGAAGGUUGGAUGGUGCCACGACCUCCCGUAAAGAGAACUGGGAAAAGGGUUGCCAUUGUAGGAAGCGGGCCAGCUGGUCUAGCUGCUGCUGAUCAGCUAAACAGAAUAGGCCACACAGUGACUGUGUAUGAGCGUGCUGAUAGAAUUGGAGGGCUUAUGAUGUAUGGAGUGCCUAAUAUGAAGACUGAUAAAAAGGAGAUAGUUCAACGGCGGGUUAACCUUAUGGCUGAGGAAGGUGUCAACUUUGUGGUUAAUGCUAAUAUUGGAAACGAUCCUUUGUACUCGCUUGAUCGCCUUCGAGAGGAGAACAAUGCCAUUGUUUUAGCAGUAGGAGCAACAAAACCAAGGGACCUUCCCGUACCAGGGCGAGAGCUGUCAGGAGUACAUUUUGCUAUGGAAUUUCUUCAUGCAAACACCAAAAGCUUACUAGAUAGCAAUCUUGAGGAUGGUAACUACAUCUCUGCCAAGGGCAAGAAAGUUGUGGUAAUUGGUGGAGGUGACACUGGCACUGAUUGCAUUGGAACAUCCGUUCGCCAUGGCUGCACUAACAUCAUAAAUUUGGAGCUUCUUCCUGAGCCACCACGAAAAAGGGCUCCAGGAAACCCUUGGCCACAGUGGCCUCGUGUAUUCCGUGUGGAUUAUGGGCACCAAGAAGUUGCAGCUAAGUUCGGCAAAGAUCCAAGAACUUAUGAAGUGCUGACAAAGAGAUUUGUGGGAGAUGAGAAUGGGGCCUUGAAAGGACUCGAGGUGGUCCGUGUCAAAUGGGAGAAGGAUGAAACCGGGCGGUUCCAAUUCAACGAAAUCGAGGGAUCUGAGGAGAUCCUCGAGGCUGACCUCGUCCUUCUCGCAAUGGGGUUCCUUGGACCAGAGGCGACGGUAGCAGAGAAGUUGGGUUUGGAACGUGACCAACGCUCAAACUACAAGGCGGACUAUGGUCGGUUCUCAACCAAUGUGGAUGGGGUAUUUGCCGCUGGGGAUUGCCGGCGCGGUCAGUCCCUUGUGGUGUGGGCAAUCUCAGAGGGAAGGCAAGUCGCUGCACAGGUUGACAAGUACCUCUCGAAGGAAGAAGAAGACCACGCCAUCAGCAAUGGGAGCCAUCAAAAUGUUGGCAAGAGGCACCGAGACCUUAACCCAACAGGCACCAGCAAACACACAGUGAUGACAUAGAUGGCUCGACGAUGAUCGAAGAUUAUUAUCAAAGAACCAUAACAGCAGCAGCAAAAAGCGCACAGAGAUUAGCACGUUUCGGUUUCGGAAGGAUUUUUCGAAAUCGAUUCGUGUCAUGGAUUCACCGGUGUGAUGGAGCUGCUGCCGGAAGGAGCAGCAGAAGCAGAAGCUGGUGGCUAUAAAAUCAAACUAGUUUGCAGCGGGAGCUGGGUAUAAGGGUCUUAGAAUAAAUUAUAAUUUGUUUAUAUUUUUUACCCGGGUGUUUUUGCGUGGUUAAUUAUUAAAGGAAUAAAUGUACAGUUUUGGUUCUUUACCAAUUAUUUAAAAAUAUUAUUAUAACGAAAAUUAUUAUGUUUAA